Molecule: messenger RNA, 3692 nt
Organism: Harpegnathos saltator (Jerdon's jumping ant)
Lineage: Eukaryota; Metazoa; Arthropoda; Insecta; Hymenoptera; Formicidae
Product: thyrotropin-releasing hormone-degrading ectoenzyme-like
Exons: 14
Coding region: 217-3432 (1071 amino acids)
Biological process (GO): peptide catabolic process; proteolysis
Cellular component (GO): cytoplasm; membrane
Molecular function (GO): peptide binding; metalloaminopeptidase activity; zinc ion binding
Source: RefSeq, a predicted model, not a curated record
GCGUGAACGUCGCUGCGGGCGGCGUCGAUGGUGCACGGCGUGGUGUGUACGAGUGUAUUUUUGGCGGGCACAUCUGGCGGAACGCGCGCCCGAGCCCUUGACAGGGGCGUCUUCCGCCUUGCGGACGCAGUCGCCGCUGGCUGACCGUCGCGCGGCAAUGCUCGUCCGGUCGCUCGAGCCUGCGGGGGCUUAGCGCCUGCUCGAGCCGAGAUCAGCAUGGAGAGCCGCGCUGCACGACGAGGUAAAGGGCCGAAGGGAGCGGCCUGCGACUCACGAGAGAGUACCUCGCCUCGUCUCGCUCUCGGAGGUGACGGAAUCCCUCGCGGCAAGCUCGCGCGCGGAGGGUUCCGGCUCGUCAGGGUCGCGACUCAGCGCCUCCGAGAACACACCGCGACGAGAUACUCCCGUGUAAGCCCGGAUGCGGCUCAGCGAGAGCUGAGCGACGGAGCUGAAGCGCCAUUGAGGAACGCUACGGGGAGAUCGAAUGCUUCAGGACCCGCGGAUGCCGGGCUUAGCGAGGCCUGCGUCAAGCGCCAAAGCCUGUGCGCCUGCAAGGGCAGCUCGCGCUGCUGGCAUGAGAGGGUGAGGAUCGUGGCGACGAUACUGAUCUGCGUGUUCGUGAGCGCGAUCAUCAUCUACUGGUUCGUCAGCUCGAUCAUGGAGAAUCGGCGGGACGGCAGGCACAGGGGCUCGUCCGCUGGCGGAUCUCGCAACACGGCUCACCUCGAGAGGCUGCCCGAUCAUGUUUUACCGUUGGAGUACACUCUGAGGAUACUGCCCGUCCUGGAGGAGGGGAAUUUCACGACGAUCGGCGAUGUGGAGAUUCAAUUCUACUCCAAGAUCCCGACCAAGCACGUACGUUUGCACGCGUGCGGCCUUCGCGUGCGUGACCUCAGCGUGACCGAGUACCGCGAUCGGCCAUUGAACGCGUCCAGGUUCAUCAACAGGUACGUCCAAGAGGCCGGGGAGGACUUUAUUGACGUGUUUCUGCUGCAAACGCUGAUGGCCGGCGAGAUUUACGUCUUGCGCGUCAAGUAUACGGCGCCGCUACAGCAGAAGUCCAAAGGACUCUUCAGGAGCUCGCACGUCGAUCGCGGCACCAACGAAACCAGGUGGAUCGCGGUGUCGAACUUGUCGCCGGAUUACGCUCGGCGGGCCUUCCCGUGCUUCGACGAGCCGUGGCUCAAGACGCCGUUCCGCAUCUCGAUCGGCAGAAGGUCGGACAUGCGCUCGCACUCCAACUCGAUGCGCAAAGUCACUGAGGACAUACGCGGCUUGCCGGGAUACGUGUGGGAUCAUUACGAGAAGACCCUGCCGAUGCCCACUUACGUGGUCGCCUUCAUGGUGAGCGACUUUGUCGGCUACCGCGUCAACGUCACCGACCGACCGUCGCACACAAUCUUCUCUAGGAGAGAAGUCGUCAACGACACGAGAUACAUGAGCGAGCUGGUGCCGAAGGUGCUCCGACUGAUCCAGAACUUCACCGGGUUCUACUACGAGCUGGACAAGCUCGACGUGAUCGUGGUGCCCAAGCUGAUGUACUCCGCGAUGGAGAACUGGGGCCUCAUAACCAUCUGGGAGGACAUAGCCGUCAUGAAGGCAGCCGGCGGUGGUAUAAUAGCCAAGAAAGUGCUCGCUAGCAUCGCGGCGCACGAAAUCGCCCAUCAGUGGUUCGGUAACCUGGUGACGCCGAGGUGGUGGGACGACGUGUGGCUGAAAGAGGGCUUCUCCUCGUUUUUCGGAUUCCUAGCAUUGAGCGUGCUGGAGCCCGAGUCCUGGGACCGGCAGGCCAGCUUCCUCGCCGAAUGCCACGACGUAUUUCACGAGGACGCGAGCGAGGCGGCGCACCCGCUGCACAUCGACCCCCAGGAGCUGAGCGGCCUCAUCGGCGUGUUCGACCUGACGUCGUACGCCAAGGGUAAUUGCAUGGCGCACAUGAUCUAUCAUUUUCUGGGCGAGCGGGUCUACCUGGCGUCUGUGCGCCGCUACAUGCGCACGUACUACUAUCGCAGCGCCGAUCAGGAGGAUCUCUGGAGCGCCUUCCAGCUGGAGAUCGACUACGAGGCGGCGGCGGCCGACGGGCUACCGGCUUCCUCCGGGCUGCGCAUGAAGGACGUUAUGCGAACUUGGACGUAUCAGGCCGGCUUCCCUGUCCUGCGCGUCCGGCAGAAUCGCGAAACCGGUGCGCUCGAGCUUACGCAGGGGCGAUUUUAUCAUUACGGCCUAAAUAGUACGAGCCAAGAGUUAUGGCACAUCCCGUUGACGUGGACAACCGAAAAUGAACAGCAAUUUGGUAAUACCUUGCCGAAGGCAUGGAUGGACAAGAAACGCAUGAAAAUUAACGACACCGCCCUGAGCCGGGCGAGCCUCGGCGACCAGUGGAUUCUGUUCAAUAUCAAUCAAACGGCUCUCUACCGCGUCAACUAUGACGUGGAGAACUGGAAGCUGCUGCUGAGGUCCUUCCGAGCUCUGCCGGAAGUAGCGAAGGUGCAAUUGCUGGCGGACUCGUUCGCGCUGGCCAAUGCCGGGCUGCUCGACAUGAGAAUCACGUGGAGCAUCCUCGAGAAGCUGCGAACGGAGACCGGAGAGAUGCUGUGGAUGCACGCGAUUCUCACACUAACUACCGUCAAGGACUAUUUUUGGGACUCGAACGUAUUCGAGUUUGCGAUGUGCAAGGUCGCCGAUAAGGUGUACGCUGAGAUGGCGCGCUCGCUGGCCCGUACGGAUCCGGCGUCGUGGACAGAAUUCAAGGUGAACGUAAUGAAAUGGGCAUGCUCGUUGGGCCAUCGGGCGUGCUUGACGGCGGCCCGCGACUACGGCCGAAAAAUGCUGCGAAACGAGUCGUCGAGCUCGUCCGUUCCGGAGGAGUUUCGCACCUGGACGUACUGCGCGUUCGCGAGAGAGGCCACGGGGGAACAAUGGCUGGCGCUUCUCGCGAGGUACAACGGAUCGACGGCGCACGAUAAGGAGAGCCUCGCCUUCGCGCUGGGAUGUCAUGUCAACGCGGGUCUGCUGCGAAGAUACCUGUCCACCGUGUUCUCGCAGACGAACGUAACGUGUUCGCACGCAGAGGCGGCUCUCAUGUCCGUCGUGAUCAAUCCGCACGGCUAUCGCGUCGCCGCGGACUUUCUGACCGAGCACUGGGAUGAGUUUAGCGUCGAGGAGGCGGAGGGCAGCAGCACUUACGCGAACGUCCCCCUGACCGCUACAUUGCGCGCCUUCGUGGGACGCAUUCGUCGGCAGGAGGACGUGGAAUGGCUACGGCAACUGCGAGGCAGGCACGACAAAUAUGACACCGUGAUCGGGCAGGUUAUUAAUAGAGUCCAGGCCAAUGUCGCGUGGUACGAGAAGUACAAAAACGAAACUCUGCGACUGCUGGAGGAGAUUUCCGCGGGAUACGCCGAGACGAGGGACUGCAGGAGAAGAGAUUAACGGAGACGCCGCGCGCCGAAGGCCCAUGCGAAUCUCGAGGCCACACGCGAGACCGACGAGAUAAUCGUAAUAAUCGCGAGACGAUUACGCGCGGGCUCGCGCGGCCUUUAAUGACACGACGCUACAAUUUCUCUCGAGGCGCAAAGGACCAAGCGCCCGGUCAAUCUCCGAGUUAAUCACGCUGUCAUGAUCGUCACACACUGUCGAUGAGGACGUCGCGUGUUUAUAGCACUGUUGAUAAUAGAGAAUAUUUUUCUAGA